Molecule: messenger RNA, 1062 nt
Organism: Drosophila obscura
Lineage: Eukaryota; Metazoa; Arthropoda; Insecta; Diptera; Drosophilidae
Product: protein valois-like
Exons: 2
Coding region: 1-1062 (353 amino acids)
Biological process (GO): oocyte axis specification
Cellular component (GO): methylosome
Molecular function (GO): protein binding
Source: RefSeq, a predicted model, not a curated record
AUGUUUCCACAAAAAUCAUCCGAGUUGUACCGCACGCCUGAUGACCAUAAGCCACCGACAGAUAUAAACUUGGCCGGCAACCUGGAGUAUCCGAAUCUGAACGCUGCCGAUGUGAGGGCUCAACCGGAGAAUUUUUCAGCCCGGCUGCACGACUGCUGGGACAGCAUCACCAUUGAUGAGGAGAAGAAUUGUGUGGUCGCUACAAAUCGCCGCGAUGGAGGCCAAUGGUGGGGCAUGUUCUUUGGCUACUCUGAGGGAAACAUCGAUCACAUGACCGUGGACAAUGCGGACUUUCAACGGCAGGAGGAACACACCGUGAACAUUGUACGCUAUGCGGAAAACAAUGUGCUGCUGGCGGCUCUGGGCAACACAAAACUGCAGGCCUGGUCCACACGGCCCACCCCCACCGUCAUUAAUGCGAAGAAACCUUUUUGCCUGUCUAUGUUGGACGAUGCCGAUGCCCAUAUGGCGCCCAUUAGCCACUUGAGCGUGUUCAAGGCGGAUCCACAAAAGUCUGUGUCCGCCAGUGCCGAUGGGGACAUGAAGUUGUGGACUAUUGCCGAAGCCCGGCUGGAGAGUUUUUACCACGCUCGCGUUGCCCAUUCGGACAAAUUUACGGGCCUGGCCACGCCCCUCAGCACGCCCAAUCAGUUCGUUACUUGCGAUCGCGGGGGCUGCGUCCGCCUAUGGGAUGACCAGCUGCUGGGCGACAAUCAUGUCUAUCUGGGGGACAUCGAUGGAGAUGUCCAUAUCGCGGACAUUCGUGUGCCGCGCAAGCUGCUGCAGACGACUAAAUACUUUGAGGACGCCAUUGUGUCACAGAUCGUCAGCAAUGGAGCUCAUCUGGCGGUCAUGAGCAAUUUGCCCGCUUGCGUCAAAAUCGCCAAAGUAGACGGCACCGGCAAGCAGGCAUUUAUCUACACCAAAGAGAACAUCCACCAGCGCCAAACGGACGCCAUAUGGACCGAUCCACGGACACUCAUCACCGUUGGAUACGGCUGCAGAAUGGUCAAGCAUCAACUGGAGGAACUCGGCAAGUCUGCUGGCGACUGCGGCGAGUAG